UAGGAAUAUCGUUUACAACAUGCGAAUAAACGAAACGUUAUACCGCCUUAUAUGUCAAAACUUGAUAGCAAUAAACUGAAUUAAAUACUCUUUCUAUUCUUGUGGACAUAUUAAUUAAAGUAGAAAAUGGAUGAUCCUGAAUUAGAUAAGAUAAGACAGCAACGUCUUGCUCAGCUACAGGCUCAACAUGGGGGAACUGGUGAUCCAAAUCAUGCCAAGCAGCAAGAAGAAAGAAUGCAGCAAAUGGAAGAAGCUAAACACACAAUACUCGCACAAGCACUUAGUCAAGACGCUAGAGCCAGAUUGAAUAAUAUUAAGCUUAGUAGACCAGAAAAAGGAGCCAUGGUUGAAAAUAUGAUCUGUAGAAUGGCCCAGAUGGGCCAAGUCCGUAAUAAGAUUACAGAGCCAGAGUUAAUUCAGCUUUUAGAGUCACUCAACCAACAGAUGCCUAAAUCAUCAAGCACUGUGAAGUUUGAUCGGAGGAGGGCUGCACUUGACUCAGAUGAUGAUGAUUUCUAGCACUGCUUUAAAUUAAUAAUUGGAAAUAACUUGCUAUUCCAUUGCCUUAACAAAACAUUAAAUGCUUAUACAUAUUACCUUCGAAUAAAA
Trichoplusia ni (cabbage looper) is the source of this 609-nucleotide messenger RNA. RefSeq names its product programmed cell death protein 5 (gene PDCD-5). The record is from RefSeq and is a predicted model, not a curated record. Gene Ontology annotation, cellular component: cytosol; nucleus. Gene Ontology annotation, molecular function: DNA binding. Bases 127 to 519 code for a protein of 130 amino acids. The transcript is spliced from 3 exons. Lineage: Eukaryota; Metazoa; Arthropoda; Insecta; Lepidoptera; Noctuidae.